UAUGAACAGUCCACCAAACGAAGAAUACGUUUGCACGUUAGAUGGCAAAUACCUAAAGAAGGCGAAAGAUGAACUGAAUGAAAACGAAUCCGAUAGAAAGGCAGCCGUAGAAGCUUUGAGAGAAUGGUUAAUUAAACAAAAAUACCUAAAAUUUCAUACAGACACUCCAAACCUUCUUAGAAUAUUGAGACAUACGAAAUUUAGUCAAAUUAAGGCGAGGGAAACUAUUGAAUUGGUUGUUCAAACUGCGUUGAAAAAUCCUGAAAUAUCGUUCAAUUUGGAUACUGCCGAUGAAAAGUUUAUUAGUUUCAUUAAACUUGGGCCAUUGUUCUUUCUUCCGGGUCACGAUGACUUUGGCCGAAAAGUUCUAGUUUACAAACAAAACGCUUAUCCUUUGGAUGAAUUAAUGAAAAAGUAUCCAUUCCUUGAUUUGAUUAAGUAUUGGAGGACAUUUUUCUUAUCUUACGUGAACGACGAUAUGUUUCAAGUUAACGGUCUUGUAAUGAUUAUCGAUAUGACGGAUUGUUCAUUAAAAACAAUGGCAAGCUUACGUAACCCUGACCUUAUUAAAUGGCAAAAAGAGAAUCAGAUUCGCGUUCACGAUACUUUAGAAUCAGUGUACGAUAGCGUACCGAAAAGGAUGCUACCGUUAGAGUACUUACCUGACGAUUACAGUGGGCCAUCUGGUGGUACUAUUAAAGAAAUUAUAGACGAGAAUAUUGAAAGAUUGAAAAGUGAAAAAUGCCGUACUAAUUUAUUAAAAUAUUCCGAUAAAAGUAAAUACUAUUACGACAAAACGAAGAAGGAAAAAGAUUCAAUACCCGUUCAACAUUUUCGUAAAUUGAAUGUCGAAUAA
Molecule: messenger RNA, 856 nt
Organism: Dimorphilus gyrociliatus
Lineage: Eukaryota; Metazoa; Annelida; Polychaeta; Dinophilidae
Source: the annotation of a GenBank genome assembly